Molecule: messenger RNA, 525 nt
Organism: Fomitopsis serialis
Lineage: Eukaryota; Fungi; Basidiomycota; Agaricomycetes; Polyporales; Fomitopsidaceae
Exons: 3
Coding region: 1-525 (174 amino acids)
Source: RefSeq, a predicted model, not a curated record
AUGUGGGGGGCACUCCCCACAGCGUGGUUCUGUACAAGCGUGGCAGGAAAUAUGCGAAGAUUCCAGACGAAGACGACGCACCCAAACGCGGGAAACCUUCAGCCGCGCACGACGCCAUCGAUCAUUCUUGCAGCCAAGAAGUUUUACGAGAUCGAGAGCACUCUGCGUGAGGAUACAUCAAUUAGCAAAAACCAAACACAAUCUGCAUCACAGGCAAGGGUUCCAGGGAGUGAAAGGGACCACGAAGACGAAGACAUUGAAGAGCCGGAUGGUCACCCAGCGUGGCUCGAUGACUCGGAGAAGAUCGAACAUUGUGGCAGUGCCGAGACAUUCGUGGUAGAGGUGUAUGUGAAUCUCGAGUCCUCCAUUCUUCGCGACUUGCUUUCUAGCGACGGACCCGACCGAUCAGACGUACAGGAGAGUAAGAUGGGUGAAGACAGGGCGGAGAAGGGGGCUGGGGCUGAGCCGGGUGAUAGUGCAGAUGAAGGCGGUGAGGUCGAUUGGGAGUUUGACAGCGACGUUUAG